AUGACUUCCAUAAAACCAUUCCAAAUUGAUGAUUUAUUUGCUAUAGAUCCAGUUAAUUUAGAUCCAUUAACUGAAAAUUUUAAUAUUUCAUUUUAUACUUCAUAUUUAAUUGAUCAUCCAAAUUUAUUUUAUAAAUCAAUAGAACCAAAUAAUGAAAUAAGUGGUUAUAUGAUGGGUAAAAUAGAAGGUCAAUUAAGUAAAAAAGAAUUACAUUGUCAUAUUACUGCAGUUACUAUAAAUCAAGAAUAUAGAAGAAUAGGUUUAGCUUCAAAAUUAUGUUUACUAUUAGAAACUAUAAAAGAAGUUCAAAAUACAUUAUUCAUAGAUUUAUUUGUUAAAGUUACAAAUACAUUGGGUAAAAUAUUAUAUGAAAAAUUAGGAUAUGGUGUUUAUCGAAGAGUUAUAGGAUAUUAUGGUAAAGAAUAUCCAACUGAAAAAAUACCUAAUGAUGAAAUAGAUGCAUUUGAUAUGAGAAAAGCAUUACCAAUGGAUAAAGAUAAAGAAACAGUACGAGAUAAUGGUGAAUUAUUCAAUGUAUUUCCAAAUGAAGUUGUAUUUUAA
Molecule: messenger RNA, 561 nt
Organism: Insectozyma verbasci
Lineage: Eukaryota; Fungi; Ascomycota; Pichiomycetes; Serinales; Debaryomycetaceae
Source: the annotation of a GenBank genome assembly